CACACACACACACACACACACCCCUUCCACCAACCACUCUGACCAGGACCCCAGAGUUGGAUACGCUGCAGAGCCUGCCACCUGCAGGCCCUGCCAACCCCCCUUCUCCUGGAGCGCUGGGUUUUUCCAGCCGGAGCCUCACUCCCUCUACUGCAAUCCCUGGAAACUGGUGUCUGACGCGGCUGCUCCUGCACAUUAUUUAUUGAUUUCCUCUGCCCCCGUGGAGACCCUCCCAUCAGGAGAGCUGCCGUCCCGGGAGCGGGCACAGGCGGGAAGCAGGAGGCAGAGGGGAUGGAGGGAAGGACUGUUCAGCAGCCCCCACCCUGCUCAUCAAGCUCGUCAAGCCCCGCAGGGGCUGUGAGCACCAGGCAGGAGGCCAGGAGAGAGGAGGGAGACUCCAGGAGGAGGAGGGGACAGGAGGCAGCGCUUGGGGACCGAGCCCCCCUGAGCCAGCAGCGCCGGCUCAGACAGGCCACCCAGUUCCUGCACAAGGACUCUGCCGACCUGCUCCCCCUGGACAGCCUCAAGAGGCUCGGCACCUCCAAGGACUUGCAGCCGCACAGCGUGAUCCAGAGACGCCUGGUGGAGGGAAACCAGAGUCGGCUUCAGGGGGAGUCUCCCCUGGUGCAGGCCCUGAUUCAUGGCCAGGAGAGCAGGAGGAAGACCAGCAAGACAGAGAUUCCGGCUCUUCUGGUCAACUGCAAGUGCCGAGACCAGGAGCUUCGGGUGGCCGUGGACACGGGCACCCACCACAACCAGAUCUCCGCUGGAUGCCUCAGCCGCCUGGGGUUAGGGAAGGUCCUCAAAGCCCCAGGGGGCGGCCUGGCACCUGGGCCCCCCACCCAGGUGGAGCAGCUGGAGCUUCAGCUGGGCCAGGAGACGGUGGCCUGCUCGGCUCAGGUGGUGGAUGUUGAGAGUCCCGAGUUCUGCCUGGGGCUACAGACACUGCUUUCUCUCAAGGUAAGGAGGAUGCUAGCGCUUGACCCACACUUGGAGCCUGACCCAAAGGGCUGGGAAAAGGAGGUAAAAGGCACAGGCGUGGAAGUGUGGCUCAGCUUCUGAUGAGAAAGACCAGGAGAUGUCGUGAUUUCACCUUCGCUUCCUUAGAGGUUCCUUAUUUGCCCACAAGUGAAAAGUAAGAACCAGGUCCCACUGUCCCCCGAGCCCAGGGCUCCAGGUGAAUGGAAACAGGGGCAAGAGCAAGGAGCAGGGGGAGGCUGUGGGAAGUGGGAGGGGCCUGAGAGAGCGGCUCCCUGCUGAGAGAGGUGCCGCUGUCCCCG
Molecule: messenger RNA, 1280 nt
Organism: Zalophus californianus (California sea lion)
Lineage: Eukaryota; Metazoa; Chordata; Mammalia; Carnivora; Otariidae
Gene: NRIP2
Product: nuclear receptor interacting protein 2
Exons: 5
Coding region: 292-1062 (256 amino acids)
Biological process (GO): proteolysis
Molecular function (GO): aspartic-type endopeptidase activity
Source: RefSeq, a predicted model, not a curated record